AUGUUUAGUUUGUCUCUCUGGCAAGUGAACAGUUCAUCACUGUCACUGGAGCAGCUUUUCAGGACUGAGAAUCUGGCUGAGGCAAAUGCAUCAGAGGAGGACAAAAUAAAAGCUGUCAUGUUCCAGUCCAGCCUCUGUUACUAUUCUUCGAAUGAAGCACUCAGGCUGGUUGGAGGCCUUCCACCAAACUAUGUGUGCCAUAACUGUGGCAUCCCUGGGCAUCACAUCAGAAACUGCCCAAAGACACGGGAUUCAACUUUUGUUGGGGGUAAACGCAUUCGGAGAAGCGCAGGAAUUCCUGUCAGCUUCCUAAUGGAGGUGGAGGACCCCAACAUGAAGGGAGUGAUGCUGAGCAGCAGCGGAAAGCAUGUCAUUCCCAUUAUUAAUGCUGAGGCUUACGCAUCUCAGAAGAAAGAGAAUCCACCUUUCUUACCCCAGAUCGAGUCCUCCUCGUCGACCUCAGAUGGAGAUCCAGUGCCCGAUGCCUUUCUGUGUAAGAUCUGUAAAGAUCUCAUCACCGAUGCUGUGUCGACUCCCUGUUGCAGCAGCAGCUACUGCGACGACUGUAUCCGAUCGUGUCUGCUGGAUUCAGAAGAACAUGUUUGUCCCACCUGCAAACAGUCUUGUGUGUCUCCUGAUUCUCUGAAUAUAAACACGUUCUUACGCCAGGAAGUGAACCGUUUUAAGAACAGAACCGAGGGGUCUGCUUUCUCACACCAGCAAAGACCCCUUCACUCUCAAUCGGCGUGUUCCACCACAAGCCCGAGCCUCAGCCAUGGAUCCAGCUCGAUUUCUUCUGAACCUCAGAGCUCUCGCACAAAUUUACCCUCUGGUAAGAGGCGACGGGACUUGAGCGAGAAUGAUGAUGAAGACAAUGGCUCCACACCUCUCCACAAGAAAACCAAGCAUACUGCUGUGUAAAGAACAUCCAGAGCGCUUCAUCAUCAUUAUGUAUAUAUUAUGUAAAUAUUAUGUAUAUAAUAAGAUAGCACAGACUUAAUAAAGAGUUAUAUAGUUUGUUAAUAUAGUUAAUAAAGUUUGAAGAGUGUUUAUGAAACCUUUGA
This is a messenger RNA of Triplophysa dalaica, 1064 nucleotides long. RefSeq names its product E3 ubiquitin-protein ligase RBBP6-like. The transcript has 8 exons. The record is from RefSeq and is a predicted model, not a curated record. Bases 1 to 921 code for a protein of 306 amino acids. Lineage: Eukaryota; Metazoa; Chordata; Actinopteri; Cypriniformes; Nemacheilidae. Gene Ontology annotation, cellular component: nucleus. Gene Ontology annotation, molecular function: zinc ion binding; nucleic acid binding; ubiquitin protein ligase activity. Gene Ontology annotation, biological process: protein ubiquitination; ubiquitin-dependent protein catabolic process; mRNA processing.